GCACGCUCACCUACCUCUACCUGGAAUAACAUCACAAAGUACACCAGUAGUUAAGCAACAAAACCUAAUGCCAUUGGACGGAAACAAGCAGACAGACAGACUAUAAGACGCACGUCGAGGCAGACAGACAUCGCAGAAGAAGAAGCAGAGCUUGACAGAGCUGAGCAGAGCGAGAGAGAGAGAGACAGACGCAUAGACAGCAAUGGGGUUCGGCGUGGUGUCCCUCCUCAACGCGGUGUUCCGCCGGGCCUUCACCUCGGCCGGCCUCCGGCCCAGCUCCGUCGCCGUCGACGCCGACACCACGCUCCACUUCUGGGCCCACCCCUCCCUCCUCUCCUCCCCCGACGCCGAGUCCAAGCAGCGGCAGCAGCAGCGGGGGCGGCGGCCGGUGGUGGUGCUGAUCCACGGCUUCGGGCCGGACCCGACGUGGCAGUGGGCGGCGCAGGUGGGCCCGCUGUCCAAGCACUUCGACCUCGUCGUGCCCACGCUGCUCUUCUUCGGCGCGUCCACCACGCGGGCCCCGGGCCGCUCCGACGCGUUCCAGGCCGCCGCCAUCGCCAAGCUCCUCGCCAGCGACCGCCUCGGCGGCGUCGGCGAGGAGGGGCGCGUCGUGCACCUCGUGGGCACCAGCUACGGCGGGCUGGUGGCGUACCACCUGGCGCGGGCGCUGCAGCAGGGCGGGGGAGCCGGAGCGUGGACGGUGGGGAAGGUGGCGGUGUGCAGCUCGGACCUGGCCAAGGGGCCCGAGGACGACCGGGCGCUGGCGGCCAAGGGCGGCGUGGCGGACGUGACGGAGCUGAUGGUGCCGGCGGACACCAAGGCGCUGCGGCGGCUGAUGGACAUCUGCGCGCACGGCCCGCCCAAGUACCUCCCCGAGUGCCUCGCCCGCGACCUCCUCCGGUGUUUCGCGGUCCAGAGAGAGGGGAAGAUCGAGCUGAUCAAGGGGAUCGCCUCCGGGCACGGCUUCCAGAUCACUCCUCUCCCCCAGGAGGUGCUGAUCGUGUGGGGCGAGUUCGACCAGAUCUUCCCGGUGGCCAAGGCGCACAAGGUGAAGGAGAAGCUCGGGGAGAAGGCGACGGUGAGGAUCAUCCCCGACACGGGCCACCUGCCGCAGCAGGAGGACUCCAAGCUCUUCAACCAGAUCCUCCUCGACUUCCUGCUGCCUCCGCCUUCCUCCUCCAAUGGCGCCGCCGCCGCCAAGUAGCUAGCUAGAUAGGCCGUCGCUUGGUUGAUAUGGUGCAGGUUUUGAGAGAGAAUCAACCCGGUCGGCUUGGGUGUGGGUGGUGUAAUAUAAGUGGCAGCAGUGGGCGUACAAGGAAGAAGAUGUUGUUUUGUUUCAUGCAAGCAUCGUGUUCUUCUGGUUCAUAUACGAUGAUUGAUACGAGACUCUACGUUUGUUUUACUUUGAAAAAUGAGAGGAUCAGUACGUAUUGACGGUUUGA
Molecule: messenger RNA, 1442 nt
Organism: Triticum dicoccoides
Lineage: Eukaryota; Viridiplantae; Streptophyta; Magnoliopsida; Poales; Poaceae
Exons: 2
Coding region: 203-1204 (333 amino acids)
Source: RefSeq, a predicted model, not a curated record